This is a messenger RNA of Penicillium daleae, 399 nucleotides long. Its product is annotated as bZIP transcription factor. Gene Ontology annotation, molecular function: DNA-binding transcription factor activity. The transcript has 2 exons. The coding region runs from base 1 to 399 and encodes 132 amino acids. Gene Ontology annotation, biological process: regulation of DNA-templated transcription. Lineage: Eukaryota; Fungi; Ascomycota; Eurotiomycetes; Eurotiales; Aspergillaceae. The record is from RefSeq and is a predicted model, not a curated record.
AUGCCCCGGAUGAAAGUCAAAACCAAGGCCGAGGACCUUGCUAGAGUGCGUAAUAAUCAACGGAAUUGCCGUGCGCGCCAGAAGGAGUAUAUUCGCGAUUUAGAACAGAAAGUGCAACAUUAUGAGACUGCGCAGAGCGCUCGGCUCGAUGACUUGCAGAAAAAGAUAGACCUCCUCUCGGUCGAAAACCAGCUCCUAAAGUACUUUGUGGAAUCCAUAACGUCUGGAUCGCAUCCCUCACCAUCGCACGAGGCUCGCAGAGCGAUAACUGGAUCAGAAGUGGACUUUGAUUUGCUUCUGUCUUCGGACUACAGCACCACGUCUGAUUUCGUGCCUAGCGUUAGUUCGAUCCUUUAUAAGCGUACUGUGAUGAUGGCCAUGCUCUCUAACCGCGCAUAG